Indicator indicator is the source of this 1443-nucleotide messenger RNA. It is a transcript of the gene NUDT15, whose product is annotated as nudix hydrolase 15. Lineage: Eukaryota; Metazoa; Chordata; Aves; Piciformes; Indicatoridae. Gene Ontology annotation, biological process: dGTP catabolic process. The record is from RefSeq and is a predicted model, not a curated record. Gene Ontology annotation, cellular component: cytosol. Gene Ontology annotation, molecular function: 8-oxo-7,8-dihydrodeoxyguanosine triphosphate pyrophosphatase activity. The coding region runs from base 7 to 495 and encodes 162 amino acids. The transcript has 3 exons.
ACUGUCAUGGGCGAGACGGCGCAGCCCCCACGGCCCGGAAUCGGCGUAGGUGUGGUGGUCACCAGCUCCGCGCACCCCAACUGCGUUCUCCUGGGCAAGAGGAAAGGCCCAGUGGGGGGCGGCACCUACCAGCUCCCCGGAGGCCACCUGGAGUUCGGGGAGAGCCUGGCGGAGUGCGCCGAGCGGGAGACGCUGGAGGAGGCGGCGCUGCGCCUGCACAACGUGCGCUUCGCGUCCACAGUCAACUCAACCUGCGCCGCCGCGCGCUACCACUACGUCACCGUCCUGAUGAAGGGGGAGGCGGAGCCGGGGGCGGAGCCGCGCAACCGCGAGCCCGAGAAGAACGAAGGUUGGGAAUGGGUGAAAUGGGAUGAGUUUCCUCCAGCAGAUCAACUGUUCUGGGCCUUACGCUGUUUAAGAGAGCAAGGUUACAAUCCCUUUACAGAAGAACUCGAUCACCUAAAGGGGUACACAGGAAGUCACCAACUAGGGUAAAAACCCAAUUAUAUGCUAUGUAGCAAAGGACAGACCUGCUUUUUGGUGUAAAAGAGAGAAGAAUAUGUUGUGCUCACUCUGCCCAUAUGAAAACGUUACCCCUUCCAAAGCAGAAAGAAAAAGUUUCAGUGCCAUUUUUCACAUGACAGUUGUCUUUCAUUAUAGAACUAUUUCUAGCUCAGGCAGUUAACAGUUAAUGCUUUAUUUUAUAGAAAAAUCUUAGUGUUUUAUCUGGUUAGUCUUUAUGUAGAAUAACAGACCUUUGAAAGUCAGAACUAGUCUGAGAGAAGAGGCUUACACACAAACAGCUGCACCAUCAGACGUAGGAGAAACCAGUUUGUUUAAACCACUGUCCUGAUUUUUACGUAAAAAACUACUUUGUAUAUCAUCCUGCUUUCCUGUAAUUAUAAAUCUUGGACCGGUUUUUAAACUUAGCAGCCUUGUCUCAUAGCCUCAGUUAAGAUACCAUCAUGAACAAAAGACGCCUAUCACAGAUGAUGCCUCGUUCCCUUGCAGAUAGUCAUACAUAGUUCAAAACCUGUGUGUGGCUUGUACAGAAUUAAAAUUCCCUCACCCUUAUUACCACCUCCUUUCAGUACAGACUUCUGUUUGCAGCCUCAGUUACAUUAGAAUUUAUCUGCAGAAGCAUUUCACAUCUCUGCAGAUAAUCUGAUAAAUCCUGAUCAUUUUACUAAAGUCUUAAUAGUUUAAUGGAGAGGUACCUACAGUGUUCUACUAGGCUAACACAAACAUCAUACAAUCUAACCUCUUUUAUAGAGGCAGCUCUAUGGCAGGGUCAUACUUUUUGGCUAAAGAGAGUUGUCAGAAUUAAACAGGUAUAAUUCUGUGUCACUAAUGGGAUUUGACAGAAUUGUUAAAUUUUUGUUUUGAUGUGUAUGCCUGAAUUGUUAGUGAAUAAAAUCACAAUGCACAAAGAUAAAUACAAAA